CGCCUCGUAAUCGCGGUGUCGUCUGGUUUUGCGUUGUCUCUGGUUGUUUCUAAAUUCUGUGAAAUUCAACUAACAAGCUAAACAAAUUAUUUAACGCAACUAAAAACCAAUUGCGUCGCAACUUAUCGCAGUGCUCGGGACAAGUGAACAGAAAUUCCAAAAUUUGGCAAAUCAUUUGUAACAGAAACGUGCGUUUACGUCGGGCUGCCAGUGUGUGUUGCUGCGACGAAUUCCAGUGUGUGCGAUUGUGUGUGUGGUGAAUUUAGGCUCUCCCCCAACAUUCCACCGCCCACCCCCCCCUUAACAGCAGCGGCGUGCAAAAAGCAAAAUUUUAGUGCAAAUAAAUUGCUUUGCUUAUCUCGGCGCGCGCGCUCGCUUGAUAUGGCUAAGUGUGCGUGUGCCUGUGCGUGUGUGUGCUGUGUGUAAGCUUGAGUGUUGUUAAUUAAUUUACAAAGCCGCCAGCCUCAGGCUCGAGUGUGCACUCUUGCAAAUAACAUAUACAAAUUUUGUGGGUUUGUUGAAUUGGCAGCAAAAAAGAAAAUGUUACGCGUUCUAUAAACAACCGCGACUAACCCCAUUGUGCCCAACGCGCGCGUCCCACUAAAAAGAAAACAGCCAACAACAGCAACAAUAACAAUAACAAUAAACACAGGAGGUGCUGGCGGUUCAUGUACUUGAAAACGAAAGUUCUUUUGCAUGCAAACGGUUGCGCAUAAAAAAAAACCAUACACACACAUACGCACGCCAACACACACACACACACACAAAUAUAUAUACAGUGCUCGCAAAUCGCAAAAAGAGAGAUAGAGAGCGCAGCUGAGCACAGCAAAAGACAGAGAGGAGGCGCCGUGGCCACUUGGCCUUGAACUUGUGCGGCGCGGGAGCGCAGCGAUUGAUAUUUAAUGAAGAAUUUCAUAGACUGCAGCCGGAAUAUUGAAGUUACACGAUUCGGCAGCAGAGCGAACGCGACGCAGCGCGACGCCAGAUACGACGUCAAUUGACAGCGACAACAACUGAAUCCAAGCAGCAUCGGGCAGGAUAUAAUACUUAUAAAACCUUGAAGUACACACACACACAUAAUCACACUCACACACACACACACUCCAGUGGCUUAAGAGCAUUCAUUUUGCCAUAUGCAACAAAUAAUACAAAUAUACAGAUAUAUAGAUAUAAACAGAUAUAUAUACCUAGUUAUAUAUGGCUGUAAUUAACAUGUUAACUGGCACUGGGAACGUUGGACUAUAUCUUUUUUGGACUCUUUGAUGUUGCUCAAACAGCGGCAUUUGGCAGCAAAACUUUUUGUACCUGUUGUUUUGCGCACGCAAAAGGAAACUUUAAAUAGAUACCUGAGAAUACACUUUAUACUGCAACAAAUAUAUAUUUAUUUAACAUACAACAAAACAAUCACAAGAGCAAACAAUAAAUAAAUAAAUAAAAACAAACAAACAAACAAAACAAACAUUUUGCCGUUUCGAGAAGCCGUCCAGCAGUUAUAUACAGAGCCAACUAUAUAUAUAUAGAGAGAGCGCGUUAUAUGUAUAUCAAAUAUGCCCAACGUUUGCCAGAGCAACAACAAGGAGUAAGGCAACUGCUGCCUUACAUUUAAGCCAACAACAACAACAACAACAGCAACAACAACAACAACAGCAGCGGCAACAGGAAGUUAAACAACAACAGCAACAGCAAAAAGGAAAUAUUAUUAUUGUCAACAGCAUUUGGGCGUAUCAAAUCGAAAUCUGUUGCCAUGGGUCGCAAAAAAAUUCAGAUAUCACGCAUCACCGAUGAACGCAAUCGACAGGUGACCUUCAACAAGCGCAAGUUCGGCGUCAUGAAGAAGGCCUACGAGCUGUCCGUGCUGUGCGACUGCGAAAUAGCGCUGAUCAUCUUCUCGUCCAGCAAUAAGCUCUAUCAGUAUGCCAGCACCGAUAUGGAUCGUGUGCUGCUCAAAUACACCGAAUACAAUGAGCCGCACGAGUCGCUGACCAACAAGAAUAUCAUUGAGAAGGAGAACAAAAACGGCGUCAUGUCACCGGAUUCACCCGAAGCGGAGGCCGACUAUACGCUCACCCCGCGCACCGAAGCCAAAUACAAUAAGAUCGACGAGGAAUUUCAGAAUAUGAUGCAGCGCAACCAAAUGGCUAUUGGCAGUGUUACGGGGGGCGGCGGUGGCGGCGGCGGCGGCGGCGGCGGAGGUGGCGGCGGCGGUGGAGGUGCACCGAAUCGAGCCAUGCCAAAUACAAGCUAUACGAUGCCAGUAUCGGUGCCAGUGCCGGGCUCCUACGGUGAGAAUCUGCUGCAGGCCAGCCCACAAAUGUCCCACACAAACAUCAGCCCACGUCCAUCGAGUUCGGAGACGGAUUCAGGUGGGAUGUCCUUAAUAAUCUAUCCAUCGGGUACCAUGUUGGAGAUGUCAAACGGUUAUCCACAUUCACAUUCGCCGCUUGUGGGAUCACCCAGUCCAGGUCCCAGUCCUGGCAUAGCGCAUCAUUUGCCCAUUAAGCAACAAUCGCCGGGCAGCCAGAAUGGAAGAGCUUCCAAUUUGCGUGUCGUCAUACCGCCCACCAUAGCGCCGAAUAUGUCGGCGACCACGGACGAUGUCGCCUAUGCAGAUCAGCGCCAGAGCCAGACGUCGCUGAAUACGCCGGUGGUGACGCUGCAGACACCGAUGCCGCCGCUGGCGAGCUACUCGUUUGGGGCGCAGGACUUUUCGCAAUCGGGUGCGAUGAGCGCGGACAUAUUGGGCCUGCCGCAGUGGCAUCAGGGUCUCGUGCAGCACACUAGGUGGGUAGUCCAGGCCCCGAGCCCGGCGAAUAGCAGCAGCAGCAGCCCCAGCAGGCAAACACUUAACGGCGACCAACAUCAUAAUCUGCCUUGCAGUCUAUCCCAUCUGGCUGUCUCGAAUAGCACACCGCCGCCCGCCACCUCACCCGGCUCCAUCAAGGUCAAAUCGGAGCCGCAAUCGCCGCCACGUGAUCUCUCCGCCAGCGGCGGCGGCGGCGGCGGCGGCGGUGGCAGCGGUGGCAGCGGCGGCGGUGGCGGCCAUCAGCAUAAUAGCAACGUCUCGACGGGCAGCGGUUCAAGCAGCAGCAGCAACAGCAGCAAUGUCUCAACAACGGGCGGCGUCCUGACCGCCAUCAAUGCCAUCACACAGCUGGGCGGCGCCGGCGUCUUGACAGCCAGCGGCGGCGGCGGCGUGGGUGGUGGGACAAACGGCAGCGCCGAUCAGGCCACAAAUCUGAGCGUUCUAAGUCAUUCGCAACAGCAUCUGGUCAUGCCCAAUUCGCGGCCCUCGUCCACCGGCCACAUAACACCGACUCCAGGGCAUGAUAAGUAUGAAGGAUAUCAGUACCGCGCGCUUAUGGGACAUAAUCCUAGAUGGAAUUUUGCCGAUUUUAUUAUCUUGAACGCAGGUGCGCCCAGCAGCGAGCAGGAUGUGCGCCUAGCAGCAGUUGCUGUGCAGCAGCAACAACAGCAGCAACAACAGCAGCAACAACAACAACAGCAGCAGCAGCAGCAGCAGCAACAACAACAACAACAACAGCAGCAGCAACAUCAGCAGCAACAACAGCAACAGUUAAGCGACUACGAUGCGCCCAAUCACAAAAGGCCAAGAAUAUCUGGCGGCUGGGGCACAUAGCCGGCACGUGGCGCUGCUUCAAGCAACUAUAAGCUACAGCCACAACAACAGCAACAACAACAGCAACAUCACAACAGCAACAAGAAGCCAGUCAGCAACAAUAACAACAGCAGCUGCGACAAUGAUCUGGUCAUGAUGCCGCCGCCGCCGCGCAAGGAACGCACAUUUCUCAAUGUGUCCAGCUAUGGGCGUGGCAGCGGCUACGACUGCUACAAUCAGCAGCUGGCCGUCGGCUAUGCCCCAGAGCAACAUCAGGCGCAGUAGCGACAACAGCAGCAGAGCACAUUAAUCGUUUCCAGAGCCGUGCAAUAGUUUUGAGUAGUCAGCUGGAAGCGACAAGUUUUGUUAUUGGUUUUAAAUUUUAAGCGAAAAAACAAGUGACAGUGUCAUAUCUACAAUUAUUGUCUAACUUAUAGUUACAUAUACACACACACAUAUAUAUAUGUAUAUGUGUAAAUAGUUAUAAUUUGAAAUUAACUAUACAGAAACACACAUACGCCCAUAUAUAAAAAUAAAAUGAAAUUAUGUGUAAGUUUUGUGCGCAAGCCGUAGCUAGUUAAUUAAACCAUAAAAAAUUAUAUAAAUUAAUAAUUAAAGAAGCAGCAGAAAGGAAGGUUUUGCAGGCACUUGGUUAGUUGUUAGCGUGUGUUGAGCUGAUUUAGUUUAAUUCAAUUUAAUGUUAACUUUAAGUCAACAACAACAACAACAACUCACACACACACACACACACACACACACACAACAUGCGUUUAUGUUUGUACAUAUGCCCACAAUAUAUACAUACACACACACACAUUUUGGUUCAAUAAGUUUUAAAACUACAAAAACAAAAUUGAAUUAAAAAUUAAUUAAAAUUAAAAGAUACGUAAUGCAUGCAAGUCAUCUGAUAUGAUAUAUAAGGAAUAUAUAUAUAUAUAUAUAACUAUGAGAGGGUCAAGUUUUACAAACUAAGCACGCAAUUGUAAAAUCCGCCUGAAAGUAAAGAAAACACACACACACUCCCACACACACACACACACACACGUGAAAAUGUACUCAACACCAUUUAUUUUGUAUUUUGUCCAUAAUUUCGUUUCCUAAUUAAAGUGCAAUUUAUGUUUAUGAUUAAACCAGUUUUUUACACACACACACAACGCUUGGCAAAAUGCAAUUGAUUAAAUAUAUAUAUUUAUAUAUAUAUAUUUUAUUUAAUGCAACGACUCAGUUUAAUUUAGGUUUUAAAAUAUAAUUUCUAAUUUAAAUGUAGCUCUAAGUCUUAGUGGGAGCGUGUGCGCAAGUAAUUGAAAGAAUACUUGAUUUAAUUAAUUGAUUGUAAUUGUAAUAAUUUCGGUUUAAGCAACGCGUCUCCUCCCUUAUUCGAUAGACUUUAUAUAUUCUCUUUCAAUUCUAAGCAAAACGAAGUCAUAAUUUGUAAUUAACUUAAACGUGAAUUUUUCUGUUCGAUUUGAAGCGUUCUAUUCAAAUUGUUGCGCCUUAAGUUUCAUUUUGUAUUUUUACAUUUACGAAUUACAAUUUCAAAUGCAGUUUGUAAAACAUCAACAACAACAACUACAACAACUACAACUACAACAACAACAACAACAACUCAAAACACAAAAUAUAAUUUAAAUAAAAUGAUUAUAAACAAUUUCAGUUGCUGUUUAUUGGUUUUUCCUCUCCUCUUGUUUUUGUUUUGUUUCUUAUUGUUUAAACAGCUAGCAGUAAAUGUGUGGGCGUGGCUGUGUACAUGUCAAUUGCCCAUUUUUUUGUUUUUAUUUAAAUAAAUGCAUAAAUAUGCACACUUUAAAGGUAAACGCGCUCUGUAAAUAUUUGCGCUAACACAAUAUGACCUGUUGCACUUUAUACAGCCAAUUGUAAAAAUCGAAAGCAAACAAAAAAAAAUGCGAGAAAAAAAGUGAAAAAAAAAAUUAAAAACCAUAUGCAAAUAAUUUAACAGUACUUCUAUUUGUAUGCUGUGUACUGUAACAGCUGUGCAUACUUUAUAUAGCGCGAAAUUAACGAUCCGAAUGCACAACAAAUGAACACAAACAAUAAACAUUUACACUUUACAGGUUUCCCAAAGAUGAAGAACAAACAAGCUUUACAUAUAUAUAUAUAUAUACGAAAUAAAACUGAGCUAUCUAUGUGUGUGUACAUAGGUAUAUAGACAUAUGUGUAUAUAUAUAAGAUAAAGUAGCCAGAGGCUACAUAUUUUCUAGCAAUAUACCGAGAAGAUGAUAAUUAAGGUAAUUUAUUAACUGCAAGGGUAUUCAACAUUUGCAGCAUCCCCUUAAUAGGCGGGAGAAACCAAUUUGUCCGAGUUCUUUAGAUGACAUUUUUGAAAUAUCUUGAUGAAGUUGUCUUCAGUCUAAAUUUAAUAAACAUUCAAAAGCGAAUUCCGACAAAUUGAUCAUAAAUAAUUUCAAAAAGUUUCCCUACCCUAGUAAGAAAUACAAAAGCUUGGAUAGCAACUCCCUUGUUCGUAAACAAUGGUCGAAACAUACUUAAAAGUACUCGAAAGUACUAAUAGCAGUACUUGAAAGUACUCAAAAGUACUUACAAUUAAUUUACCAAGUACAGUGAGUGUUGAAUGUAGUGUUACAAUUAAAUAUGUGUACCUCUUUUAUGUUAACCCGGAAAAAAAAUGAUUUUAUCUUAUAAUUUGCAAUGAACUUUUCCAAAUUUCCCCUAGAUUUGGUUGUUUUACAAUUUUCGGUUAAAUGUAAAUAAAAUCCUGGUAAAUGAAACUUCACUCUGUAGUGUGUUGCCUUAAAAACAGUGCCUCUUAAAUGAACAAAAAAGAAAAACAUAAAUGUUGAACAGCGAUCACUUGCUGAAAAUGUAACCAAAAAAAAUAUAAAAAUAUAUAUACUGAAAAAAAAAAUAAAACAGAAAACUUGAUGGUGAAAAAUAUUUCAAUACAGGUGUUAAUUGUGCUAUUUAAACAAAUUGAAUGUAGUUAAUGCAAACGUAAACAAAUUGAAUUAAACCUAAGCUUUAAAACUAAUAAAAUUAAAUUUAUGAAACUUGAACAAAACGGAUGACUCAAGAAGAAGAGCAGCACAUCAUGUACAAAAAACAAACAAACAGACAAAAUACACAAUUGGCUUAAAUAUAAUUGGCAUAAAAAAAGUUUUGAAUACUUUAAGAGAUCAUACAUAUAUACACACAUAUAUAUAUACAUAUACGAUUAUUUUACUAUGAGGAGGUCGGAGCAGUGCACUAUAUAGCUGGCGAUUUUAUGGUCACAGGGACCACAACAUAACAAAAGGAAGAAUAAAUAAAUAAAAUGGAAUGAUAUAUUUGUGAAAGGCAGCAUCUGUGUAAACUGGUUCUCGAGAUAGAUGUAUUUAGUAUAGAAUGUUAAAAGUAUGCACUGUUGUGUGGGAAUUUAUGUGGCACCUGAAUACAGAUCAUAAAAAAACUCUAGUAGAAAUUUAAGCAAAUGCGUGUUAAACGGCAAAAGACUUUAUGCAUUCAAUAUACCCAUUUACAGAGAAAACAUUGCGCACCUGCACUUUAUCGAUUCAAUUGAGUCAAUUUAUGAAUCACAACUAUGCUAGAUGAAAUAUAGAUACUAUAAUUUGUUGUCACUUGUGUUCUUAUUAUCAUAAUAUUCAAUGUUGUUAAUGUUAUAUGUUAGUUUCGAUGUGACAGACACCUCUCGUCUAAGUAUUUGUGUUAACAAUGAAAUAUAUAUCGUGGUUCCAUUCGUUGCAAUUCGUUGUCCAGAUAAUCAAUCAUUGAAGAGCCCGCAAAAGCACAAACUAUGAAAUUAUACGUACAGAUUCAAUUAGAUAAAGUUUAAACAAGAAAUUAAGCUAUGAUUGGGUACCAGAAAAAAGCGUUUAAAAGUUUAUAAAACCUUUAGAGCGCUGUCUUAAAACAAAUUAGAAAAACAACAAAAAAAAUAAGGCGAAAUGAAUAUGUUUAAAUUAUACAAAUUAAGUGAUAUGCAUGUAGUUAAGUUAUCUAUGUAAAUGCGCUCCAAAUCGAUAUUACAUAAUAUAUAUAUAUAUAUAUAUAUACAUAUAUA
Molecule: messenger RNA, 7652 nt
Organism: Drosophila montana
Lineage: Eukaryota; Metazoa; Arthropoda; Insecta; Diptera; Drosophilidae
Gene: Mef2
Product: myocyte enhancer factor 2
Exons: 12
Coding region: 1745-3637 (630 amino acids)
Biological process (GO): positive regulation of transcription by RNA polymerase II; cell differentiation
Molecular function (GO): protein dimerization activity; DNA-binding transcription factor activity, RNA polymerase II-specific; histone deacetylase binding
Source: RefSeq, a predicted model, not a curated record